Molecule: messenger RNA, 1740 nt
Organism: Penicillium subrubescens
Lineage: Eukaryota; Fungi; Ascomycota; Eurotiomycetes; Eurotiales; Aspergillaceae
Product: putative acetamidase
Exons: 4
Coding region: 1-1740 (579 amino acids)
Source: RefSeq, a predicted model, not a curated record
AUGCUCCCUCCAUUCGACUACUUUACAUACCGGCGAGUACGCAACCAAAAGCAAGCUGAGCGCGCUGCUCGCUUUGCCUCGUUGCCGUACCCCUACCAUACCAACUUCACCGAUGCCGAUAAGAAGAUCAUUGACCAGCCCAUUGAAGAGUUGGUCCGUGAUAUCCAGGAAUCAACGACUUCUCCCUUGACUGUGCUGCAGGCCUAUGGCAAGGUUGCGGUCAAGGCUCAGGAACGUACCAACUGUAUCACCGAGCUCCUGCUGCCAGAGGCAGAGUCAUGGCUCGAGUCGGAUAUUAACUUGAAGGGUCCUCUGGCGGGUAUCCCCGUCUCACUGAAGGACUCGGUUCAAGUCAAGGGCUUCGAUACUACCCUGGGUUACUCGGCGCUGGCGAAUCAGCCCUUCCGGGAAGAUGGCCCAAUGACCAGGCUGCUGAAGGAUGCGGGAGCGGUCCCGUAUGCAAAGACUGCUCUGCCCAUCACGCUUCUUUCCUUUGAAUCCGCCAAUGGUCUCUGGGGUCACUGCCGCAACCCUCACGUCCCAGAGUACAGCCCCGGUGGUUCAACCGGUGGUGAAGCUGCUCUUCUCGCCCAGGGUGGCCGUAUUGGUAUCGGCUCUGAUGUCGCUGGCUCGGUGCGAGUGCCCGCUGCUUGGAGCGGUAUCUACUCGCUCCGCUGCAGCACUGGUCGCUGGCCCAAGGUCGGCGUCAGCACCAGUAUGCCCGGUCAGGAGGGUAUCCCGAGUGUUUUCAGCCCUAUGGCGCGCACUCUCAAUGAUCUCACAUACUUCACCAAGGCCAUAGUCGGCAUGCAGCCCUGGAAGUACGAUUACACUGUUCACCCCAUCUCCUGGCGCAAGGAGCUGGAGGACGAGGCGAAGAGCAAGUCUCUCCGCAUCGGCCUGAUGAGCACCGAUGGUGUUGUCCCUCCCACACCCGCCAUCGAGCGCGCCCUCUCCACCACCGUCGCCGCCCUAACCGCAGCCGGCCACACAAUCACUGAAAUCACACCCCCAUCCAACGCAGACCCCUUCACAGGCCUAAAUCUCGGCUCCCAACUCCUCAACUCCGACGGCUGCCACCACUUCGAAGCCAACCUCCGCACCUUCGAACCCUCCGACCCAGGCGCAAACCAACUCUCCCGCGUCGCCCAUCUUCCCCGCGCCCUGCGGUACCUCUACUACCUCUACGUGCGCUACAUCAAGCGCGACACCGUCCUCGCAACUCUAAUCAAAGACUUCGGCCCCAAAUCCUCCGCCGCAUUAUGGCCCCUCGUCGCAAAGCGCGAAUCCUACCGCGCAGUCUGGCAUCAAUGGUGGGAUGCCGCCCCGCAACAAUUCGACUUUAUCCUCUGUCCUGCGAACGCGACACCGGCUCUCCCGCAUAAGGCUAUGCAUGACGCUGUCUCGUCGUGCGGGUAUACCUUCUUGUGGAAUUUGUUGGAUUAUUCUGCGGGUGUUUUGCCGGUCGGACAUGUUGAUGCAGUGAGGGAUGCGCUUGUUACGCCGUAUAAGACUGCACUGAAGCGGGUGGGUUGUGAUCAUGCUAUUGCAAGGGGUGCUUGGAAACAUUAUGAUUCGGGGAAGAUGGCGGGUUUGCCGACUGCUGUGCAGGUUGUGGGCAGGAGGUGGCAGGAAGAGCAGGUGUUGGGGUAUAUGGCUGUUGUUGAGAGGGCGUUGGAGGAGUAUCGGGAUCCGAAGACUGGGGUGAGUAGUAAGUAUACUUUGUUGGAGAUUGAUUGA